This is a messenger RNA of Diaporthe citri, 945 nucleotides long. RefSeq lists its product as uncharacterized. The transcript has a single exon. Lineage: Eukaryota; Fungi; Ascomycota; Sordariomycetes; Diaporthales; Diaporthaceae. The coding region runs from base 1 to 945 and encodes 314 amino acids. The record is from RefSeq and is a predicted model, not a curated record. Gene Ontology annotation, molecular function: zinc ion binding; hydrolase activity, acting on ester bonds. Gene Ontology annotation, cellular component: nucleus.
AUGGUGUCCCAGAGCAAUUGGCCGGUUCGAAUAGUGCUUCUUGAUCCUCCUCCUCUUGAUGAGGUGGCUGCCGCGGUACACAAUGAACUUCAGUCGAAUUUCAACGCAUCAAGUGCUUCGAUUUCUGUCCCGCCCGACCUCCGCCAACCCCCGUUCCACCUCGCUGGCCCGGGUCUCUCCGGAAAUACACGCAUCGCAGACAUAGGCGGCCAGGCCAAUCUCUUCCCCUCUCCUAAUCUGGACAAGCGGUAUGACCUGCUCAGCAUUUCCGAGCUCAUGGAUAUGAGGAGUGGUGUCCUGAUCGGAGCAGGUGCCGGGCCGUUCUUCGACCUGGGGCAGAAUAUAGAGCUGAUGCCAAACAUUGCGUUCGGCCCUGCCUCGGACAGGGAGCUGACGAACUACACCCGCUAUGCCAAGGUUCUGGACGACGGCAGCGCUCUAUGCGAGGGAAUCGGCGCCUCGACAAGUUGCGCGAUGAUGUGUAACCUGUUUGGCUGCGACGGGGAGACGGGACCGUUGCUGCACAUCAAGGUGAAGGGCAGGAGAGGACAACUGAAUUUCACGGAGGCUAUCCAGAAGGGCCUUGCAGAUGUCUACGGCGACCGGCUGAUCAGCUUGGGCGGCGUAUUCGUCGCUCGCUCGGGGAAGCUGAAGAUGCACGUGAUGCCGGACUUUCCUGAUAAACCUUUCCAGAGUCGGGACGAGGUCGAACAAUGGCUUCACUUCUUUGAUAUGGACACGCCGAUGGUCUGUUUGGCCGUCCUGCAUUCCGGCGACGACAAAGACCUCGGACUCAGAAAGGAACAUACCCACUGCUUUGGAGCCGACGAUGCUGAGGAAAAUCGCAGAGGCGGUCACUACCACUUUGAUCUGGAUGAAACGAUGGAUACAGUGGAGUAUGAAGGGUGGUUCAAUGUUGCUGAAGUCCUGUACAAGAUCGACUAG